CACUGCGCUUUUGUUUUCUGUCAGGAUCAUGUUGGGCAAAGCCAGCAAUGGACUGGUGCCAGGGCUCUAGGGGGCCGAGGCCAGGUCUAGAGAUUGACAGUUUCUGUGUAAGCCAUGGUUAAAUGUUCUAGACCCUGAGAUAUGAAAUGUUUUGCUUGCCGUGCCAGAAUGUACUUUGCAAAAGAAGAACUAGAGCUCUCUGCAAUUCUGCUGUCCGGAUGUUAAGAUACCUCUUCCUCAUGAAGGCACUUCUUGCUCUUGGGUUCCUGGCAUUCUGGGUAACUGCAGGCGAGCACGAAUUAAGUGGUGGAUGUCCUGCUGACCCUCUUCCAUGUGAGAAACUGUGUGAUGGCGACACAUCUUGUCCCCAAGGGCACAAGUGCUGCAGCACUGGCUGUGGCCAUGCCUGCCGAGGAGACAUUCCGGGAGGGCGGGAUGGUCAAUGCCCCCGAAUUCUGAUAGGCCUGUGUAUUGUCAACUGCAUGGUGGAUGAGAACUGUCAACCUGGGGAAAAGUGCUGCAAGUCAGGCUGUGGCCGCUUCUGUGCCCCUGCACUCCAGCUACCCAAACAGCUCACAGACUCCAACAGGACCAAUGGGUCGAAUCCUGAGCUAGAGGCUCGAGCACCCUAGCUGCCUUGAUUGGUCUGGAGUACCAGGAAGCUUCUGGGUGACAUCCUGGGGCUUAUGAAACCCCGAGGAAUGUCAGGCCUUCUCCUUGUUUCUACUGCUGCAUGGAACACACAGAAAAACAGCCCUGGAAAUGGUGCUUCUCUUCCCAAUAAAACGUUGGCAUGGA
Meriones unguiculatus (Mongolian gerbil) is the source of this 798-nucleotide messenger RNA. It is a transcript of the gene Wfdc3, whose product is annotated as WAP four-disulfide core domain 3. Gene Ontology annotation, cellular component: extracellular region. The record is from RefSeq and is a predicted model, not a curated record. NCBI's taxonomy places the organism in Eukaryota, Metazoa, Chordata, Mammalia, Rodentia, Muridae. Bases 147 to 632 code for a protein of 161 amino acids. The transcript is spliced from 5 exons. Gene Ontology annotation, biological process: innate immune response; antibacterial humoral response. Gene Ontology annotation, molecular function: peptidase inhibitor activity.